This is a messenger RNA of Ornithodoros turicata, 555 nucleotides long. RefSeq names its product protein GVQW3-like. The record is from RefSeq and is a predicted model, not a curated record. NCBI's taxonomy places the organism in Eukaryota, Metazoa, Arthropoda, Arachnida, Ixodida, Argasidae. Gene Ontology annotation, molecular function: nucleic acid binding. The transcript has a single exon. The coding region runs from base 1 to 555 and encodes 184 amino acids.
AUGAAGUUUCUCCUGAAUGAUGGCGUAAAGUCAUCUGAAAAUCACAGAAUACUUCAGGCUCAGUAUGGCAACGAUACAUUUAGCCGCAGCAAAGCGUUUGAGUGGUGCAAGCGGUUCCGAGACGGGCAUACAUCGGUGCAGGACGAUCCCGGCCGGGGCGGCUCAGAGCCCACUGUCAGAGUUCCUGAGAACAUCUGGGAGCGCCUGAUCCUCAAGGACCGACGGAUAACAUGUCUCGAACUGGCUCUAAAGACGGACAUUUCUGUGGGAAUGCUGAACACUAUCAUUCAUGAACACCUCCAGUUUCGAAAAGUUAGUGCCCGUUGGGUCCCGAGGCAGCUCUCCGUGCUUGACCGGCUGAGAAGACUGGAAAUCUCCCAAGAGCUAAGGUACCGUUUCGACACUGAAGGACAGCCGUUCCUUGAUUGGAUCAUCACGUGCGAUGAAACGUGGGUGCACCAUUUCACUCCUGAGUCUAAACGCGCAUCAAGACAGUGGAAGCUUCCGGGCUCGCCAGCUCCCCAAGAAGUUCCGAAGCACCCCGUCGGCGGGUAA